AUGUCAUUUCGAGGUUUCAGAGAUAACACCCCCAAAACAGGGCCGACAAGACCUCAGAGAAGAGGUGACGCAAAAACUACCAUCUACUUACCACCAGAUGGGAAAGUCCCUCCCCCCGAUCCAUUGCUCCAACUGAAUUCCGAAUACCCUCCUCGACCAGGAUAUGGAACUAAGGGAAAGCCAGUCGUCCUGUGGGCGAACUAUUUUCAUUCUAUCCCGGAUCCCAAUCUAGUGCUCUACAGAUACGCUAUUGACGUGAGACCUUCUGUUUCUGGCAGGAAGCUGGCCCAAAUCGUUAGGUUGGUCCUCGAGGCGCCAGAGGUCACUUCGAUGACAGACAAUCUAGUCACCGAUUACAAGUCUACCAUCAUAUCACGAGAAAGACUGCCGCUGGCCGAUAAUGCAAUCAUUGUACCCGUGUUUUACCGAAGUGAACUGGAGGAUGAACCCGCCGAGGACGCUGCCCAGUAUAGAGCCCGUAUCCUGUACACCAAUACUCUACGGGUAUCGCAGUUGAUAGAGUAUCUGACGUCAACCAACUUUAUCAGAUAUGAUGAGAAACUCCCAAUGAUUCAAGCGCUGAAUAUUCUUCUGAAUCACUACCCAAUGACAUAUCCAGACCUUGUCUCACGUGGUGGAAAUAGAGCUAAUAGAACCUUUCCACUUAGCAACAAGGCCCCGCAGUCGGACAAGGCUCCUCUAAUUGGCGGGCUAACAGCGAUUCGUGGGUUCUUUUCGAGUGUUAGACUCGCCGCUGGUAGGGUCCUGGUUAACGUAAAUGUUAGCCAUGGGGCAUUCUACAAUAGCGGACGUCUGGUUGACUUGAUCGAUGCAUUUCCAAAGGCAAAUGGCAGGAGCCUGGGUGCCUUGAACGAAUUUCUGAGUGGUAUCCGGGGACGCACACUCCAUCUACCCGAAAGAAGAAACCGAAGCGGCGAGCUUAUCAUCAGGCCUAAGACGAUUUAUUCUCUUGCUAGGUGCGGUGAUGGCACGGAAUUGCUACCGAAUAGACCACCCGAGAUACACUCAUUUGGCGCGGGCUCUAAAGGUGUAAAAUUCUGGCUAGAAUCUCGCCAAGUGCCAGCACCCGGGUCUUUAGGAUCGAGGAAAAAGAAGAGUCAGCAAUCAGGACCCGUAGCAUCACCAGCUGGACCCGCGAGGUUGAUUAGCGUGUAUGACUACUUUCUGGAGACGUACAACAUCCGCGACCAAAGACCAGAUUUGCCUGUUAUCAAUAUUGGUACACGGGCCAGCCCUACAUACCAAUUGGCACAGGAAUUCGAGAUACUUCCGGGCCAGAUUCACAAUGGAAAGUUGUCCUCCGCCCAGACACAAGGCAUGAUCAAAUUUGCUGUACGACCGCCCUUACAGAAUGCCUUGUCUAUUGUCAGCCAAGGGGCGGAUACUGUUGGGUUGAACCCUGGAAGAAAUGUAAUGCUGGGGCGGGUCUUGGACCAACCAAAUAUUAUGUACCGGGGAAAGUCCAGUGUAAAAACGCUCCCAGGAUCCUGGAAUUUGAUCGACACUAAAUUCAACGUUUCCGGCCAACGGCUGCGCAAAUGGUCGUAUCUUCUGCUCUCAGACAAGAAGGUGCAGGAUACGUUCCCCGACUUGAAAAGCCUUCAGCCAGUUGUCAAGAAGCUCCAGGCUGCCCUUCUCGACACCGGUGUUCUGGUAGACGCGCCCAUCCCCGGAAGAAUAAUCAGAGUGGAUAAGGAUGACACAGCGGACCUGGAAAAUAGGCUCAAAGGAGCAGCCGACAAAUUAGACCUCCUCUAUAUCAUCUUUCCCGAGAAAGACAGCCGCUGGUACCCAGGAAUUAAGCGGUUGUGCGAGGUGGAGUACGGAUUGCAGACGAUUUGCAGCGUUGGUCCUAGGCUGGUGGCAAAGGAAGGUCAACUGGUGGAUCAAUAUGACAAGGCGCUCGAUCAGUAUAUGAGGAAUGUGGCAAUGAAGUUCAACCUGAAGCUGGGAGGCACGAAUCACGUUGUGGACAAUCUUCGUCUGAGUAUUAUCAAUGAAGAUAAGACCAUGAUUGUUGGAUUGGAUGUAACGCAUCCAACGGGGUCUUCGCAAGUCACUCCAGCCACUGCACCUAGCGUGGCAGCCAUGGUUGCCAGCAUCGACAAAAGACUUGGACAAUGGCCUGCAACUAUUCAGCUCCAGUCUCGUGGAGGAAAGGAGGAAAUAGACAGCUUGGAUGGUAUGUUGAAGCGGCACCUCAGGCUAUGGAAGCUCCUAGGAGGGCACGCGUCAUUUCCCGAAAACAUUAUCGUCUUCCGUGACGGAAUCUCGGAAGGUCAGUAUACUAAGUGCUUGACCGAGGAGCUGCCCCUUAUGCGAAAGGCCUGCCGAGAGGGUUAUCCUAAGGAGAUGCAAGAGAAGAACCUUCCGAAGUUCACCAUUAUCAUUGUCAGUAAGCGGCAUCAUACGCGCUUUUACCCUACUGAAGUGCAAACUCCUGACAAGAACGGAAAUACGCCACCAUGUACGAUCGUUGACCGAUGCACCACAGACCCCCAUUGCUUCAGUUUCUUUCUCCAGCCUCAUUCUGCUAUCCAUGGAACUGCGCGCAACGCCUUCUAUUUUGUGAUUUUGGAUGAAGUUUUCACCCAGCGAUAUAAAGGAAAGCUUCCCCCAAAAUACAAGAACGUCGCUGAGAUCGUGCAAGAUCUGACUUUGAACUUGAGCUACCUAGUUGGGCGUGCCACAAAGGGCGUUAGAGUCUGUUGCCCUGCGCGAUACGCCGACCUGGUCUGUGACCGAGCCCGAUUCUAUCUGAGUCGAUUUUAUGAACCAUGGCCUGAGACCUCGUCGGUGGCCAGUGAUGCUAGCACAGUGCUGGCGACAAACAAGGAUGUUCUUUUGCAUGAGAAGAUCAGAAACACGAUGUUUUACAUCUAA
Messenger RNA from Aspergillus caelatus, 2904 nucleotides. Its product is annotated as ribonuclease H-like domain-containing protein. Lineage: Eukaryota; Fungi; Ascomycota; Eurotiomycetes; Eurotiales; Aspergillaceae. The record is from RefSeq and is a predicted model, not a curated record. The coding region runs from base 1 to 2904 and encodes 967 amino acids. The transcript is spliced from 5 exons. Gene Ontology annotation, molecular function: RNA binding; protein binding.